UUUGACAAAGGAUAUAAAAUUCCAGUCCACGUGUUAUCACAGAAGGUCGCCAAUCUUAACCAAAUUUAUACGCAGCACGCUUACAUGCGUUUGCAUGCUUGUUGCGGUAUCUUUAUCGGAAUGGAUGAGGAGCUCAAAGCGCCUCAAAUCUACCGCUUCGAUCCCGCUGGUUGGUUUGUUGGAUGCAAAGCUUGUGCUAUUGGAUCAAAGGAGCAAGAAGGAACGAAUCUGCUUGAGAAGGUCGUUCGAAAUAAGAAAUUAGAGACGGAGGCUGAAGUCCUUGAAGCUGCCAUCGGCUGCCUGCAAUCUGUCUUGUCAGUAGAUUUCAAGCCCAACGAGGUUGAAGUUGGUCUCGUGACUCUUGCUGACCCGAAAUUCAGAUUGUUGAAUGAAUCAGAAAUCGAGGAGUAUCUGAACAGGAUUGCCGAACGUGAUUGA
Molecule: messenger RNA, 438 nt
Organism: Condylostylus longicornis
Lineage: Eukaryota; Metazoa; Arthropoda; Insecta; Diptera; Dolichopodidae
Product: proteasome subunit alpha type-6-like
Exons: 4
Cellular component (GO): cytosol; proteasome core complex; nucleus
Source: RefSeq, a predicted model, not a curated record